AUGGGCUACCUCACCGGGAGCAUCGUCUCGUACGUGCAGGCGAACUUGGUGGCCAAGAUCAUCUACGUGUGGAAGUGCCUUCCAGAAUCGCUCUUGGGUAUCCUCAAGGCGUUGCUACCAUGGUCACCAGCAAGCCUCACAGUGUACGACCGUAGAAGUGCAGAGAUGGGCUUCCGCGCUGGGCAGAUAGGGCUGCCCUGGGACUACAGCAACCUGAUCUUGAACCCGUUGUUGGUCUUCUUCACAUUCUUCGUCAUCUCGAUGAGCAGUUGGACUGAGUGUGCUGGCCUGGUGGUCUGGACGCUCUUCUUCUAUGGCUGGAGCCGCUUCAUGCACCUUCGGGUGCAGUCGAUUGCCUUCUACAGCACCGACAAGCUGGACCGGAACGUGUGGAUGAUCUGGGGGGCCGCCCCGCUGGCCCUUGUCGCCACCUCCGCUAUAGCUUGGCAAUUCCGAGCAGGUGUGCUCGAGGACGCCCCGCUAUGGCAGAAAUGGGCCCUGCUCCUGUUCACCUACGUGUUUUGCUCCCUGCUGUGGGUCGUCACCUUGAGGAAGAUGUACCCCAAUACCACCGAGAAGGGCCCAGAUGCUCGGGACGGUGACUUUCUGAACUGCAAGAAGGAUUGGAUCUUUUCUUGGUUCAACUGCAACCCUGUCUUCACGGUGAAAUGUCUACACUAUCUUCCCAAACUUCUUGAGGACACCGAACUUGGGAAGGUGGAGACCCAGGUCGUUGGCAAAGCCGCAAUGUGGGACCAUCCCCUCGCCUGCGGCGAUGACCCGAACGAGGUGAGGUACUACAGUCCUGGCAAAGAGUACCUGCACUUCUCGCCCGAAAAGCAGAAGAAGAUGCAGGAGGGUGACUUCCAUGACUGGCUGGAGUUCGAGUCCUAUCUCGAAGCUCUCGGCCACAUGGCAGACCUUUGUCGGCGAAAGCGGGGCCGCGUGAAACCGGAAGAGCUCUACAAGCAGCUGGAGCUCUACAAGAUUGACUUCAACGCACCCAGGAUCUGA
Symbiodinium natans is the source of this 1014-nucleotide messenger RNA. The record is from the annotation of a GenBank genome assembly. Lineage: Eukaryota; Dinophyceae; Suessiales; Symbiodiniaceae.